Molecule: messenger RNA, 2943 nt
Organism: Engraulis encrasicolus (European anchovy)
Lineage: Eukaryota; Metazoa; Chordata; Actinopteri; Clupeiformes; Engraulidae
Gene: mcm6l
Product: MCM6 minichromosome maintenance deficient 6, like
Exons: 17
Coding region: 85-2562 (825 amino acids)
Biological process (GO): mitotic DNA replication; double-strand break repair via break-induced replication; DNA replication initiation
Cellular component (GO): MCM complex; nucleus
Molecular function (GO): single-stranded DNA binding; ATP binding; single-stranded 3'-5' DNA helicase activity
Source: RefSeq, a predicted model, not a curated record
CCUGUUGCACUCGCCAAAUACACUCUCCAGUCUUGCACAGGUAAAGUUCGCAGAAUUGGGUCUAGGGGUUAUCGGACAUCAGCAAUGGAGCCAACGGGCGAAGCUGGUGCCGCUGGUGUACAAGUCAAGGAUGAUCUUGCAGAAAAAUGUCAGAAACUAUUUCUGGAGUUCUUGGAAGAGUUUCAGGACAAAACUGGGGAGAUUCUGUACUUACCGGACGCACAAGAGCUCAUCCGACCCGAAAGGAAUACCUUAGUUGUCAGCUUCACCAACAUCGAACACUUCAACCAGCAGUUGGCUACCACCAUCCAAGAAGAAUACUACAGGGUGUACCCGUUCCUCUGCAGAGCUGUGCGCCAUUUUGCCCGUGACCAUGGAACCAUUCCACCCUCCAAAGAGUUCUACGUGGCCUUCUCUGAAUUCCCAACCAGACACAAGAUUCGAGAGCUCACCACCUCCAAGAUUGGCACGUUGACCCGCAUCAGUGGGCAGGUGGUGCGUACCCACCCUGUGCACCCCGAGCUGGUGAGCGGCACCUUCCUGUGCCUCGACUGCCAGUCUGUCAUCAAGGACGUGGAGCAGCAGUUCACCUACACCCAGCCCUCCAUCUGCAAGAACCCCGUCUGUGCCAACCGCAAGCGCUUCAUGCUGGACACCAACAAGUCGCGAUUUGUUGACUUCCAAAAGGUGCGUAUCCAGGAGACGCAGGCUGAGUUGCCGCGGGGCUCCAUCCCCCGCAGUGUGGAGGUGGUGCUGAGGGCCGAGGCCGUGGAGUCGGCCCAGGCUGGGGACCGCUGCGACUUCACCGGGGCCCUCAUCGUGGUGCCGGACGUGGCUGCUCUCGCCAUGGCAGGUACAAGGGCGGAGACGAGCAGCAGAGUGACGGGGAAGGAGGGCUUUGACGCCGACGGGCUGCAGGGGCUGAAGGCCUUGGGCGUGAGGGAGCUGUCAUACAGACUGGCCUUCUUAGCCUGCCACGUGGCCCCCACCAACCCCAGGUUUGGCGGUAAAGCCCUACGUCCAGAGGACCAGACGGCUGAGAGUGUAAAGAACCAGAUGACGGUUCAGGAGUGGGAGAAGGUGUUUGAGAUGAGCCAGGACAAGAACCUCUACCACAACCUCUGCAGCAGCCUGUUCCCCACCAUACACGGAAAUGAUGAGAUCAAAAGAGGAAUCUUGCUGAUGCUCUUUGGUGGUGUUGCCAAGACGACCAUGGAGGGAACAUCCCUGCGGGGAGAUGUGAACGUUUGCAUCGUUGGAGACCCCAGUACAUCCAAGAGCCAGUUUCUCAAGCAUGUGGAAGACUUUGCGCCACGAGCGGUGUACACCAGCGGUAAGGCGAGCAGCGCUGCGGGUCUGACGGCUGCCGUGGUGAAGGACGAGGAGUCGCAUGAGUUUGUCAUCGAGGCCGGCGCCCUCAUGCUGGCAGACAAUGGUGUAUGUUGCAUAGAUGAGUUUGAUAAGAUGGAUCUGAAAGACCAAGUAGCCAUUCACGAGGCUAUGGAACAGCAGACCAUCUCCAUCACCAAGGCUGGAGUCAAGGCAACUCUGAAUGCACGAACCUCCAUCCUGGCGGCAGCCAACCCCAUAGACGGCCGCUACAACCGCGCCAAGUCCUUGAAGCAGAACGUCAACAUGUCCGCUCCCAUCAUGUCCCGAUUCGACCUCUUCUUCAUCCUGGUCGAUGAGUGCAAUGAGGUUACUGAUUAUGCCAUCGCUAGGCGCAUUGUGGACCUGCAUGCCAGAAACGUGGAGUCGGUGGAGAGGGUGUAUUCCACAGAUGAGAUCCAGAGAUACAUUCUCUUUGCACGUCAGUUUCAGCCAAAGAUCACCAGUGAGGCUCAGGAGUUCCUGGUGGACCAGUACAAGCGUCUGCGUCAACGGGACAGCAGUGGUGGCACAGCCAAGUCUGCCUGGCGCAUCACCGUGCGACAGCUGGAGAGCAUGGUGCGCCUCUCCGAGGCCAUGGCCAGAUUAUACUGCUCCGAUGAGGUCCAACCCAAACAUGUUAAAGAGUCCUUCCGGCUGCUGAACAAGUCCAUCAUCCGCGUUGACUCCCCAGACAUCAAUUUUGAUCAGGACCAAGAAGACAAUGAAGACCUAAAUGGUCAGAAUGAGGUGAUGGAGGACCAGCACCCGCCUCAGAACGGUACCAACGGCACGAACGGCCACGCCAUGGAAGCGGAGCAGGCGGGGAAGGAGGAGCCUGCCGCCGCCAAGGCAACACUACGCAUGUCCUUUGCAGAGUACCGCAGAGUCUCCAACCUCCUGGUGCUCCACAUGCAGAAACUAGAGCAGUUGGAUGAGGAGUCGUCUCUGAAGAAGAGCGAGCUCAUCAACUGGUACCUGGGGGAGAUGGAGGGCGAAAUCGACUCGGAGGCCGAGCUCGUCGCCAAGAAGAGCCUCAUCGAGAAGGUCAUCCACCGACUUGUUCAUUACGACCAUGUUAUAAUUGAACUAACGUCCACUGGGCUGAAGAAAGGGGGCGAAGGAGGAGACGAGCCUGUCGUGGAGGAGGACCCUUAUCUGGUAGUGAACCCAAACUACAUCCUGGAGGACUGACGACGUUACUGAUGACCAUAUUCACCAUGCUAUGAUAUACUGACGAAGUUACUGAGGACUAUAUUCAUGAUGCUAUGAUAUACUGACGAAGUUACUGAGGACUAUAUUCAUCAUGCUAUGAUAUACUGACUACGUUACUGAGGACCAUAUUCAUCAUGCCAUGAUGUACUGACGAAGUUACUGAGGACCAUAUUCAUCAUGCUAUAAAUCUGAAUCCUGGCUCAUCAUGACUCAUGACAUGUUUGGUGGUGAUGUGUCGUUUGUAUACAGUGUGUCUAUGUGGACUUUGUGGAUAUGUUAUAUGUGUGUAUAUUUCCAUGUGGUGUUUGUGGAUAUGCACUGUGUGUACAUGUCUGAAAAUAAAGAACUUGUGAACAUGUA